Molecule: messenger RNA, 1175 nt
Organism: Glycine soja
Lineage: Eukaryota; Viridiplantae; Streptophyta; Magnoliopsida; Fabales; Fabaceae
Exons: 6
Coding region: 1-795 (264 amino acids)
Source: RefSeq, a predicted model, not a curated record
AUGGAACUUUCCAUCAAAGCAACGGGGUGUAGCUCAUAUGGUAGAGCGCUCGCUUCGCAUGCGAGAGGCACGGGGUUCGAUUCCCCGCACCUCCAUUCUUUUACGGUGCACGCAACUCCAAUUUUGCCCUUCCACCACCCUUCUUCUUCUCUCCCCAAACACACCAACACUAACACUCCUUUUCCCUCUCUAUUAUUUUUCUCAACUUCCUCACUCCCCAACCAUUCGAGCUUCCGUGAGCCAGAGCCACAAUGGAACCUCCAACGUCACCGCUGCCAACUUAUUGGACCAACAACUCUUCCUCCGACGACGCCUUGCAGAUCAUCGCCGACAACUCUUCAGGGUUUAGCGGCCGUGUUAAGGGUUUCUGACGCUCUUAGGGUUAUUAGAUAUAUUUGCGAAGUCGGCGUUUCUCCUGGUGAGGAGAUUCCGUUUGGGAAAAUAGUCAAAUGCCCUAGCUGUCGGAUAGCUGUAGGUGUUGCACAGCCACAACAAGGAUCACCUCCUGCCGAACGCAGCAUGGACAUCACCGCAUGGGAAAGGGGGUUAAGAUACGUGAAAUUGAUGAAGCAAAGCAUUCCUGCUGCUGUUCACUCUAUUGUGGUGCAGACCCCUUCUGGUCUGACUCGCACUCAUAGAUUUGCAACUGAAACAGUUGAUCUGCCAGCACAAGAAGGCGAAAGGGUAACUGUUGCUGUGGCAGCUCUGUCUAAUGUAUAUAGAAAGGUGGGCCCCUUUAAAUUCAGUCCAAGGGCCCCUGAUUUCUAUCCUGAGAAUACAAGCAGAAGCCAAUGAUGAGGCUGAAAGACUUCUUAGUUCCUAGCCCAUGCCUUUGGACGAAGUAUUGAGUUGUAUGGAUGCAUCUGAUUCGUGUGCUGUAUCAUUAGGCAAGCUUCACCUCCCAGCCCAAUGAUCUUUUUCUUGAUUGAGCAAAAGAGCAAUAUCCAGUCACCUGUGUCUUUUAGCAGGCAAGUUUUUGAAAUUUUGAUGUCUUAGAACAAUCACCAUUAUGUCACCAGAAGGAUUGCAUUGUAUAUGAUCAUCUCUGUCAUCUAAUGCAAAUAUUUGUUGCCACUAAAAUGCGCCCUCGCAGCUCUCUAACCCAGGGGUCAAAGCAAAACAAAGGGCUAGUCCAACCCAGGUUGAAAUACAAAUUAUUCAUUAUUCACAAUCAA